This is a messenger RNA of Brugia malayi, 558 nucleotides long. RefSeq lists its product as uncharacterized. NCBI's taxonomy places the organism in Eukaryota, Metazoa, Nematoda, Chromadorea, Rhabditida, Onchocercidae. Bases 1 to 558 code for a protein of 185 amino acids. The transcript is spliced from 3 exons. The record is from RefSeq and is a predicted model, not a curated record. Gene Ontology annotation, molecular function: protein tyrosine/serine/threonine phosphatase activity; phosphatidylglycerophosphatase activity; phosphatidylinositol-4,5-bisphosphate 5-phosphatase activity. Gene Ontology annotation, biological process: protein dephosphorylation.
AUGUUUGAAGGAUUGCUACUUUACCCUACUUUGGGGUUUAAUUUGCUACGUAAUUAUCUGCAACCAGUGAAGUGGGCAUGGUAUAAUCGUAUUGAUGAUAUCGUAGUACUCGGUGCGUUGCCGUUCCGGAGCAUGGUAAAAGAACUUAUUGAGAAAGAAAAUGUUGGUGCUGUUAUUUGUUGUACAGAAGGAUAUGAAACACAAAUCGUUUGGAAAGCAAUGGAUGAAAAGGAAUGGACAAAAAAUGGUGUAGAAUUCUAUGCUCUACCAAUGAUCGAUUUCGUAGGUACAGCAUCUAGAGCGUCAAUCGAUAAGGCCCUCAAAUUUGUUGAUGAAAUCGCACAGCGCGGUAAAUCGGUAUACGUACACUGCAAAGCGGGUCGGACACGAAGCGCAAUGUUUACUACAUGUUAUUUGAUGCGUAAGAAUGGUUGGUACCCGAAUGUAGCUUUUGAGUUUAUUAAAGUGAAACGACCUCAGGUAAUACUUGGAAAUGCUCAGUGGCGGACAGUUAACGAAUACCAGAGAUAUUUGGAUCACAAAACUGGACUUGCUUAA